AUGGCGAUGAGGAAAAGCAACAAUACAAAGAUAGAUCAAAGUGAAAGUACUCUUACCGGUAGUGGCGGAUUGAGGAGAGAUAAAGAGCAGGUGGAAGACGGAAGGAGCGUUGAGAAAAAUGAUAGUGGGCUGUGGAGAUUAAACGCGGAGAAGAAGCGCGGCUGCUACGGCAAUUGGCGACCAAAAGAACACUUCGCAGAUUUUCGAGCCCGCAAAAGUUACAGUGCUCCCGAUGCCCGUUUUUCCUCCCACCGCCCUGAGUUUUCCCUCCUUUUUCUCCUCCUCCGGCUUCGCCGGAGGAUCAUGGCAUCUACUCCCUCCCCCUCGGAUUUUCCUCCUCUCCCAGGUGGAUCCUCCUCUCCUUCGCCGCCUAAUCGUCUUUGGAAGCAUUUCUUUGCGCCCACAGUUUCUAACCCGUCCGACCUCCACUUCACCUUUCACCCCUCGGAGCCCGAUAUAAUACCUUUUUCUUGUGAGAAGCUUGCUAAAGGCACUGAAUCCUGUAACCUUUCUUUAGUGGGUUACUCGAUUGGUCGCAGGCCUUUCUAUGAAGCUUUACUUGGUUUUAUGAAGAAAACAUGGGCACUCAAAGGAUCUUUGCAACUCCUCUCCCUAAGCGAUGGCUUCUUCUUGCUUUGCUUUACAUGUUUUGAAGACUAUGACAAGAUCUGGGCUAAAGGCGUUUGGUUCCUAUUAGGUAAGCCAUUCAUUCUUCAUAAAUGGCACCCGAAGUUCAAGCCCGUGAAAGAGGACUUCUCAUCUGUCCUGAUUUGGAUUAAAAUCCAUGAUUUACCACUAGCUUGCUGGAACUCGGAGGGUAUUUCCAGAAUCGCAAGCAAGGUGGGUAUCCCUGUAGCUGCUGAUAACCUUACUUCUCAACGAACAAGACUCACUUUUGCCAGAGUUUGUGUUCUGGUUGAUAAGGAUUCCAAGUAUCCUGAAGAAAUUGAUGUGUCGCUAGAUGGAGAUGUUAUAUCGCUGAAAGUUCAGUACGAGUGGAGGCCUUCGCCCUGUAUUCAUUGUAAGUCUUUAAUUCAAUUCUCUGCCUCUUUCCCGAGCAACCCACAGUCCUCUUUCGUCCAAACCGAGCAUCCACACGUAGCUGUUUCUAAAGAACGUCAAAAUAGAGGAAGAAGCUUUAGCAGAAAACCAAACUUUAGAAGAAAUUCUACCCCUCGAUCUUCUCCUAUGGCGAGUAAGGAAUUUAUACCUCACUCCUCCCCCCAAGUUCUCAAUGAUAAUGUUGUAAAACCGAAAGACAACCCCAUCUCUAACUGCUUCGGACAAACUCUUCACUACCAUCCUCACUCUCCUACUGCUCCUCCAUCCUCUAAAGACCAUGAUCCUCCUCCUGGUCUGGACACCUUAGACAAUGUGAUAGAUAAAGGUAAAGAUAUUAUCGAAGCAACACCCAUCUCAAACUUGAAUUCGCCCAAUGUUGAUGAUUUUCCAGCUCCCACCAAUGUUGAGGAUUUCCCACAGCAGCAGGACUCGUUCUCCUCUUCGGACACUCUUGCUACAGGUGAUAAGUCGGAGUUAGGCAAGAAUCUAAAAGGGAAGCAGAAUCAAGCUUCCAGUUUGGGUACCAAAAAGAAACCUGCUAGGGGAAGCAGGGUAAAAAACCUCCUCCGCACCUUUUCUCCUGAUGUCUCUGCCAUCCUUGGCUGCUUGGAAUAUCAGGGGCUGGACAUGUUAUACAUUCUUGAGAAUAGAAUCCUCCUCUCUACUCUCCAGGACCCCUCCUUUGAACUUGCCCAGACCAUUUUUCCCUCUGAAUGUAGCUGUCACAACUUCGACCUCUCUUCGUCGGGUAGAAUCUGGGUGAAAUGGAAUGCCUCAAAGAUUCAUUUUCAGCCAUCUACCAUCACUCCUCGGCUUAUUUCGGGUAUGGUUCAUGCUGGUAGUGAUGAUCGUCUGUCCCUUUGGUCGCUCAUCACUAACUCUGACCCUCUUGUGACAUCCCCUGGAUUCUGUUGGGAGACUUCAACUGCUGUUGGCAAUAAACUUACUUGGUUCAAUCAACGUAUGGAUUCUCCCAUACAUAUUAAGUUGGACAGAGCUUUAGUUAAUGUUUCUUGGGGCUCUCAUUUCCCCAACUCUUUUUGUUCUUUCCAGAGCCCCGUUUGCUCGGACCAUUGUCCUGUCAUUCUUCAUCCAGGUGAUGUCGCUAGCAUACAUCACAGGCAGUUUAAAAGUGCUGUUAAGAAGGAAAAUUGGGCUCAUUACUCUAACAUUAAUGCACAACUGAGUAAUCUUCAUAGGGAACAAGAUUUCUGGAUGGCUAAAAUACAGCAAGAUCCCCUCAACAGCCUCUUCAAUGCCUCCCUCAAAGAUAUUAACUGUAAAAUUGUGAAUCUUUCGAGUAUGAUGGCCUCGUGGGUAGCUCAAAGAGCAAAAGUUAACUGGCUAAAGCAUGGGGAGGAUGAUUUGAAAUUUUUGUAUGCUAAAAUCAGGAGUAGAAGGAGUAAAAUGCAAGCGGCUAAUAACCUGUGUCAUUCCAAUUUUAAUUUAGAGGGCAUUCAAGACAUUAUACGUCAUUUUCAAGAGCUAUACAAUCCUACUUUGUCUAAUCAGGAGAACUUAGUCAUUCAUCCCAUUGGCUCUUGCAUUCCUGAAUGUCUUAUCCCCUCUCUUACCCUGUCGGUUAAUACUUGUGAGAUAAGAAAGGCUGUUUUCUCCGGAUCUUCCACCUCCUCUCCUGCUCCAGACGGGUUCAACUUCCAUUUCUACAAAUCCGGGUGGACUAUCAUUGGUCCUCUUCUUAUCAAAGCGGUCAGCUCUUUUUUCUCUAAAGGUUUUAUGCCUAGGGGGGUGAAGACCACUGCACUUGCUCUUAUUCCUAAGCACAAUCAUGCUUCUGUUAUUUUCGAUUUCCGCCCUAUUGCUUUAUGUAAUGUUAUUUAUAAAAUUAUUGCCAAGAUUAUUGCAAACAGGUUAGCUCCCAUCAUGUCCAGCAUUAUUAGCAACAAUCAAGCUGGAUUUGUCAAAUCCAGAGUCUCUAUUGAUAACAUAUUGCUAGCUAAAGAAAUUUUGGCUACCUGUUCCAAAAAGGGACAAAAACCUUUCUGUGCUAAAAUUGACAUUCGGAAGGCUUUUGAUACUGUUUCUGGAAGAUUUCUUACUGAUAGGUUGUAUCAGAAAGGUUUUCUUCACAAAGUGGUGAAUUGGAUUAAGGCUUGUAUUAAUGAUGUGAACUUUUCCAUCAUUACAAAAGGUGCUUUAGAGGGAUAUUUUCCUUCUUCCGCUGGUUUGAGGCAAGGUUUCCCCCUUAGUCCAUUACUUUUUUGUAUAGCUAUGGAUGCAUUUUCUGCCUCCCUGGAUGAUGGAGGUUUCAAAGGCUUCUCCUUUGAUGGCUAUAACAUCAGCCAUCUACUUUAUGCUGACGAUGUUCUCAUUUUUGGGGAAGCAAACGUUGACAAUUGCAACAUUCUCACUAGAGUCCUUAACUCUUUUGCAAAUUCCUCUGGUCUUCACAUCAACCUUGGAAAAAGCUGUUUACCCUCCAUUAAUGCUAUUGUUUUUGCUUACAACUGUGCUGUAAUUUCGAGAAUGUAUAAUUCCACCUCUCUCUUCUCCACCUGGUUGCGGAAACUCUAUAUUUCUCCCUGGAGACCUCCCAAUUCUCAUGCUACAAAGUUUUGGAAAUCUAUUUGCAACACUGCUGUUAUUGCAAAGUCUUACUUUAAAUUUAGAAUAUCUGAACUGGCACCUUUCUCUAUUCUUUGGGACCAUUGGUGUAAUGAUGCUACUUUAUCGGAUACGGUUAUUGGUGAUUCUAUUCUGAAUGAUUUAAGUGAGGAUGCCACUGUUAGUUUGAUUAUCUCGGGGAAUAGCUGGGUUCUCCCGGAUAAUUUAUUUCCCUAUAUUAAGAAUAUUAUUACUGCCAAUUAUAUUCACCAAAACUCUGACAUUUGUUUAUUGUGGGAAAAUGCCGGCAUUGGUUACUUCAGUACUUACAUUAAUGGUUUUUAUAAGCAGGAAAAUGUUUGUACUUGGGCUCAUCUUAUUUGGCAUACUAAAUCUGUGUUGAGAUACUCUGUCUUCUCUUGGAUGUCUGUGCUGGGAGCGUUGAAAAUAGCAGAUGCUUUACUCAAGAGAAAUAUUUUGGUUCCUCCCUCAUGUGGGUUAUGCCAUGCUGUUCCUGAAUCUACUUCUCUCUUGUUUUUUGAAUGCUCUUACUCUUACUCUGUCAUUUCCCGUCUACUGCCUAUCGCCAAUGGUUCUCUUCAAAGUGCUGCUGAUCAAGUUUGUGGACGGACUGCUUUUUGUCUUCAUCCUGCACUCUUUUCUUUUGGUUUUUUACAUGGUUGA
Messenger RNA from Dendrobium catenatum, 4311 nucleotides. RefSeq lists its product as uncharacterized. Lineage: Eukaryota; Viridiplantae; Streptophyta; Magnoliopsida; Asparagales; Orchidaceae. The record is from RefSeq and is a predicted model, not a curated record. The coding region runs from base 1 to 4311 and encodes 1436 amino acids. The transcript has 8 exons.